CAGACGGGAAGUCCAAGAGUCAGCAAGUUCAAAAAGAAAAAAUAUUUAAGUGCGGCGCUUGUGGUAUGAUUGGCCACAUGAAGACAAACAAGCUGUGCCCAAACAGGUCAUUCAGUAAUGCCGUGGUAGAGCUCCCCGACGAGCCGCUGGAACUAAAACAGAAAGACAGGGACGUCAAGGUGGGGGGCCUCGGGAAGCAUGGCAGGGACGAACUUGCCAAGGAGGAAAAUGAUACCAGCCCCGCAAGUGUCUUGAAGGUUGAAGGCUUGAUGCUCUCAAUCCCCGCCGAUUUCGUUCUUGAAAGCCCAAAAGCAACAGAAGAGGAACUUGACAACGUUGCAAGCUUAGAAGCCGCCCUCGUAGCACAAAAAGAAAAAUUGCAACCCUUGACCUCAAGCAAAGCUUCCAAGCGCAAGAAAAACGUCUCUGCUUCAUCAGCUUCGGCUAAAAAAAGUCAGCGGACAGUCCAGCGUCGCUUCUCGCCAAUCAUUGAGUUUCAAAGAUACUUGGAAACUGUUUGGCAGAAAAUGCGGGACGUUCCGGACUCGUGGCCCUUCCAUUAUAAAGUCGAUGCCAGGUUUGUUUCCGACUACUACGCCAUCAUAAAACAACCAAUGGAUCUUUCGAAAAUCCAAGAGAACAUAAACAAACAAGAGUACUUUACCAGAGAAGCUUUUAUGAAAGACAUUGACCUCAUGGUAAACAACUGCAUUCUGUACAACGGGCCUCGGCAUCCACUCACUGAUAUUGCCGAAAACCUGCGAUGCACCUGCAAAUCCUACUUUUCGCAGCACGACGAUGAGUUGUUAAGAUUGGAAAAACUGAUUGAGAUAUCGUUUCUUCAAAACGCUUUCAACGAUAAAACUUAGCAAGACGGUAGCGCCACGCUUGCCUUUAUUACUACGCUUACGAGACUGUAAGGAGUUCCGGCGGGAAAUAACCAGCGUCUCCAAGCCGCUGAAGCGUGACUAGUCCGUCGUCGUAUAUGUUGAUUUGAGUGAGGCUGCAGUUUCUCAAGGACAUCCGCAACCACGCCUCCGGAGGGAGCUAAUAAA
Molecule: messenger RNA, 1055 nt
Organism: Zophobas morio
Lineage: Eukaryota; Metazoa; Arthropoda; Insecta; Coleoptera; Tenebrionidae
Product: transcription initiation factor TFIID subunit 1-like
Exons: 8
Coding region: 66-869 (267 amino acids)
Biological process (GO): transcription by RNA polymerase II; RNA polymerase II preinitiation complex assembly
Cellular component (GO): transcription factor TFIID complex
Molecular function (GO): TBP-class protein binding; histone acetyltransferase activity; RNA polymerase II general transcription initiation factor activity
Source: RefSeq, a predicted model, not a curated record